AUGCCUGCCAAAAAGGAUGAAGACAUGCUGAAAGAUGUGAAGGUUGAGCAUGAAUCUGAUGAUGACGGUCUUCAGGAAGAGUCAGCUACCAACGCGUCUCUGACCCCGACUCCCCAGAAGCGUUGCCGCAAGACUGCCAACAAUGACGACGGCGAGGACGAAAGCCCGACCAAGAAGAGCAAAAAGGGAGUCAAACGGGGAACCAUGCCUAUCCCAACGUCCUACGAGUCGGCCGGAAAAGCAGACCGUAUGCUGCUUCACAUGAAAGACGUCGAGGGGAAGGGCUGGGCCGAGAUCAAGGCUGCCUGGGAAGCGAUGACGGGCAUCAAAGUCGGAGGCACCACACUGAGCACCCGAUACAUCCGCAUGAAGGCCAACUUCGUCGUCUUCGAAGACGACGACCGCGAACGACUCCUCGAGGCGAUGAAGGAAAUCGAGGAGAAGUUCGAAAUCGAGAAAUGGGCCAAGAUUGCGGCUGCGAUCGAGGAGAAGGGCGGCAAAAGGUACCCUCCUGCGGUGUGCCAGAAGAAAUUCAAGGAGUUCAGCAAGCGCGGCGCCUCGACCAAUGCGAAUGCCAGUGUCAAUGCCAACUCUCAGGUCAAGGCCGAAGAGGAUGUGCUGGGAGGUGACGAAGCUUAG
Molecule: messenger RNA, 639 nt
Organism: Rasamsonia emersonii CBS 393.64
Lineage: Eukaryota; Fungi; Ascomycota; Eurotiomycetes; Eurotiales; Trichocomaceae
Exons: 2
Coding region: 1-639 (212 amino acids)
Source: RefSeq, a predicted model, not a curated record